UAACAAUGCCAUAAUGCCUGUUUUACUGCCUACAGUGACAGGACCAUAGACAGUAGAAUUAAGGACAGUAGCCAACCUGCAUAGUUUCUUGAGGACCAAAGGGAAUCUAUGGCAGCCAUCUAAAUGUGCGUCUGUCUGGUCACAAUUGAGUGACCAUGCCGAGCCAAACGACGUCCCCGCCGCUGACAGUGACUGUGUUGGCCGCACUCUGGGUCACUUUGGGUCGGUACGGUGUCUCCGAGUCUCUGGGGCCGCUGGGAUGUGACAAUGGAAAGCUGUCUUUGGAUAGGGACCUGCCUGCGGAUGCUGUUUAUUGGGACUGUCCAGGGUCUACUACUUGGCCAGAGUCUCCUCAGAGACGUCCCAGUAUUGACACAGUGUAUGAUCCUGUGCCAGCCAGGCAGAUCUGCAUGGAUACAUCUAUUUCCUACAACCAUACCAUUCCCAACAGUGGAGCGUACAGACCAGUAAGGGCAGAGUGUGGAGAGUACUUGUACUGUCCUCCUCAACGGUGGCUCAAUAACUUGCACCACGGAGCACCUGUUUUGCUCUACCAUCCCUGUGCGCCUCUCCAUGAGCGUCUACUUCUGUCUGUCCUGGCCCGCUCAUGUCUGCCAGACUACAUUAUUACCUCACAUCCACAGCUCAAUGAAGACAUGCCAGUAGCCUUGGUGUCAUGGGGUCACACCUUGGAGCUGUCCACCGCGGCCUCUUCAGACGUCUGUGAUUGGCUGGAGACCACAACAAAUGCAACAAAACAGUUUGGUGGUGUGAGCCAGAGCAGCAAGUACAACCUGCUGUUAACCUGGUCAGCCGAGCAGCACCGGCAGCAACAUGCACAUCCAGAGGAACACUCCGCAAAAGUGAAGUCUCUGAGGCGAUGCUGUGAGCAGACCAUCUCUUCUCUGCUGAAUGGAGCGACGGAGAAAGAGCUAGAGUCCAACGGGAAGAAGGAACGCUUGAGACAAAUGAAAGAGGAAGGAAAAAGGCGGCAGAUGAGAGCUGCCAUUAGAGAAAAACAGCAGAAUGUUAAGGAUGAGAAUGAGAGACAAAACACAACAACACAACAGACCACCAGAACCACCACCAGCGGCCGGACAGGGAACUUCCAGAACUACAACGGUACGCUUGGACCAUCAGCAGGUUCUCUUCCAGGGAACAGGACUCUCUCACAUCCUCCAGGUCCCAGGGAAACUCCUUCUCAAUCGAAGAUCCAGAGUACAAAACGGAGCCUUAAACCAAUGCCCACAUCUCCUCUGGAGUCAAAUAUGUCUGACCUCAGUAACCCAAACCCCUCUGCUGGGUUGGAUGUUCAGGCAGACGGUGUGAACAGUGAACAUAAUGAUACCGCCAGGCCCGAAGCCCGGGUCCUCGGUACCAAAGAUGAUGGUAUAGACUCAGCCAAGCAGAGGGACGACGACUCUGUUAGACACAGCCUGAAAGAGAAAAUCUCUAAAGAGAAAAACUUUGAUAAAGGCAACACAGCAGACGGCACAAUGAAGGCCAAUGACGUGGUAAAUGUUAAAGAGAGAGAGUUGGAACGUAAGCAAACGCACGGUGACAUGCACUCUCAGCACAAAAGUGAAAAGAUUGGCUUUGGUUCGGUUUCCAAAUCCCAAUCAGAGUCUCCUCCUCAGCCACAACGGCACCAGAAGCCGCAGCCGGCCACUUCCCUGCCCAACAGCCACGACUGCGGCAGCUGCAGAGGAGCCGAACACUGUGAGUGCAACGAGGCCCCUGGGGCCUCGGCCGCUCUCGUGAAUAAAGGGUUACCGAGGACCCCCAGGACAGACGAGGGAGCGUGGGCGGCAGCGGCGCUGGGAUUCCUGCUGAUUCUCCUGACCCUGUCAGUGCUUCACACACGCCUGUACCGCCACUGGAGGACCGCGCCCAGCCUUUACUGGCACGACCCACGACAGGACUACGACAGUGUGGCAGAUGUGAUCCGCAGGAGGCUACGAAUUGCAAACAGGAGACGAAAUAGGGGCAGGAGACAGGAGUGUGUUCUUCUGCCCAGCUCCUCCAGCUCAGAAGAAGAUCUGUAGAAAUAUGAAGGAACAAUCCCAGAGAAAGUAGAGGAGGUGGACAAUAUUGUCAAUUUGGCAACAACCUGUCUAUUAAAAAAGUUACUGGAUAACCUGAAAAGCUCAGGCUGAAAUGCCACAAAGCUGCUCAAGGGUCAGUUAGGUCCUGUUUCCAAAUUGAUUGGGUACGGGGCGAUUUGACAGAGGUCCUCUCGCAUUUUUUUUACUUAUUUUUUUUUUAGAUUGGGACCAUCUUUAUAUCUACUUCUCCUUGUGAAGGAGGGAGAAUGGAAAAACAUUUUUUGACCAUCCAAAACGAGCGUCAUAUUAUAAACCGCUAGAACACAGGCAAAUUAUGUGUGUCAUAGAUUUACCAUUUAAUAAUAUUGUAACCAAAACUACAGUUCCCAAGUAACAAGUAUCAAAGACUAUUUACAAAAGCAGCUAGUUUAUAUUGAUACACAACCAUCAUCAGUCAUGUGGUUCUGGACAUCCCUAUGGACAUCACAGCAGAGUCCAAAGAGAAGCUCUCAGGCUUUAUUACAGAAAGUGACCUGCAAAUUGUAUGUAUUUCUAUUUGUUCCAAUACCGAUAAUAUUCUCCUACACAUCACACAGCGUAUAUGUCUUAGUUUGCUCACUGCAUGUACAGUAUAUGUUUUUUAUUGUGCUACGUUUAGUCCGAAAUUUGAUUUUAUAAAUAGUUUAAUAGUAAUAGUCUGUUGCUUUUACCUGUGAAGGUUUAGUAUGUGAAUAUGUUGCUGUUCUAAGCAACGCUGUGUGUGGUAUGUUUUAUUUUAAAUGGUACAAGCUGUAUUUUUGGACAGACAUUAGCAAAGGAUUUUCAAAGACAAACUCCUCACAGAAGUGUUGAGGGCGUGGACUUCUGCUUGAAACGGCCGUGAUGGAUGUCAGGAUUUUUUCUCAUAUCUUUUAUCAACAUAAGCAAAUGUUAGCAUGGACCAGUUAUAGCCGGAACCGAUAACUCCGUUUUUACCCGAUGCCAUUGUUUUACCUGAACACAAGGAUCCCUUACAUUUUUGUUUUAAAAAAAUGUGACAAAGAUAUGCACUGAUCAGGUCAUUUUACUGUAGAAGAAUACACUUUCUAAAUAACCUCAAACUUGUCUUUAGAAUUUCUGAUUUAUCAUUCUAGCUCUAACUCAAAUCUUGAGAAGGAAAACAAGAAAAAUGCAUUUUACAGACGCAUGUACAAUAAAAAAAUAAGGCCUUAUUUGUUUGAAGAUUGAAAUGUAAUGUGGUUCUUAUACAAAUUCUAAAUGCUAUGGUGGGUUGUAGUGGUCUUAUUGUAACUACAUACUUUUACUUUUGUCAGUUGCUUUUUCUAGAACUUGUCAAUAGAAAUAAAAGCUGAGGCACCAACAGUGGUUGGAUUGUCUUCAUUAGGAAACAGAGGGCUAGUAUAGAACCAGCUCCAGAAAGUAAAAUAAUUGACCUUUAUUUGAAAAGUAUUCCCACACGAUGGGACUCUGCAAAUUCAAUUUAACAUAAGUACAAUUCUUUUGUGAAUAAAAAGUGCAGCAUG
Messenger RNA from Perca flavescens (yellow perch), 3568 nucleotides. RefSeq names its product tumor protein p53 inducible protein 13 (gene tp53i13). NCBI's taxonomy places the organism in Eukaryota, Metazoa, Chordata, Actinopteri, Perciformes, Percidae. The coding region runs from base 156 to 2045 and encodes 629 amino acids. The record is from RefSeq and is a predicted model, not a curated record. The transcript has 10 exons. Gene Ontology annotation, cellular component: cytoplasm.